AUGGAUACGGGGAAGCUUCAGAUAGACUAUCUGUUGAUUCCUUGUUUUCCCGGUGCAGAAGUGUGCCUGGAAAAAUUAGAGCACUUCACUUGCGGUGGACUUUAUAACGGCAGUGAGAUGCUGUGCGCACUGUCGAAGGUAUGUAAAAACAUUAAGGAAUUGGAUGUCUAUAACUCUAAUAAUUUCGAACCCAUGGGAGG
Molecule: messenger RNA, 200 nt
Organism: Acaulospora colombiana
Lineage: Eukaryota; Fungi; Glomeromycota; Glomeromycetes; Diversisporales; Acaulosporaceae
Source: the annotation of a GenBank genome assembly